AUGAAUGGGCCAUCAACAAUUAACGGUCCAACAAAUGAACAAUUAAUAGGAAAAUUUCAAGUGAUUAAUCUUGAUAAAUUACCAGUAAAUACACUUAAUAACCAUGACGAUGCUAUUCCACAAGUACCAAUGAUAACAGAUGAAUUAGGAUGUCCAUCACGUUUUCAAAUGAUUCGUGUUGAUAGAAAUUUUGGACGUGGUCGAUGGAAAGUUAAUGAUUAUGAACCACCUGAAAAUAUUUCAAAUUCACUAAUUCCACUAGUGAAUACAAUUGAAAAUGAAUCCAUUACUAUUCCUAAUAAUAAUUCAACAUUUGCAAAUGUACCAAUAGCAACAAUUCCUAAUAUAUCAGCUACUGUACCAACAGUUGUUACUGGAGAUUCAAAUGUAGCUUCAUCUGCUACACUUGCUGCAACAGCUGCUGUAAGAAUCUAUGUUAUAGUCUUUUUGAUUUUUUUCAAAUAA
Messenger RNA from Rotaria sp. Silwood2, 465 nucleotides. Lineage: Eukaryota; Metazoa; Rotifera; Eurotatoria; Philodinida; Philodinidae. The record is from the annotation of a GenBank genome assembly.